AUGAGCUUGAAAGACCGCCCCACCUCCUCCCCCAAACUCACCCGCCGCAGCUCGCGACAAUCUCUCGGCACGACAGCAGAGGAAGAAGCAGACAAGCGACCGACGCCCAAACGCUCCAUCUCCAAUCUCAUCGCGAACCUUAGGGAGGCGCAGACGACGAUGGAGCCCAUACAGGAACCUAUCCAACUCACUGCCGCGCAGAUGGCAGUGGAGCAUUUCACGAACCAGUUGUUGGCGCAUGUGGGGAAGGAUGUCGAGGCGGAGACGGUGGUCAUUUUGCAUGAUGCGUGUUAUGGACAUCGCUACUCGCGGUUGAAGUCGACGAAAUCCACGCUGUCCAUGAUUGUGGAGAGGCCGGAACGGAUCCAUGCGAGUGUGUUGGGGGCAAGUGCGGCAUAUGUCCGGUUAGGAGGACAUCAUGCUGGAGGUGGGAAUGCGCCGUCGCCUGGUCGGGUCUCUGCUUCGCCGCCGCCGUUCAAAAUAAGACGGACGACGCGGUCGAUGGAUGUUACGAGUAGUUGUGUGACGAAUGUGCAUGGGACGGCGUGGAUGGCGGAAUUGAAGGGGUUGUGUGAGGUGGCUGGGGAGAGGUUGGCGACGGGCACGAAUGAGUUGAGUCGGUCGUCGGAUCCGGCUGAGGCGGAGAAGCGGAAACUACAUCAGGGUGAUCUGUAUCUCUGCGGAGAGUCUCUGGAUGCCUUCGAGGGCGCACUCGGUGGUGUCGCAGACGCCGUUGACGCCGUCUUCCAACCCACCUCCGCCACAAAACGUGCCUUCGUCGCCGUUCGUCCACCAGGCCACCACUGCUCCGCCGACUACCCUUCCGGGUUCUGCUGGCUCAACAACAUCCACGUCAGCAUCGAGUACGCCGCCCAAACCUAUGGCCUCACCCACGCCGCGAUCCUCGACUUCGACCUCCACCACGGCGAUGGCAGCCAAGCAAUAACAUGGCAACGGAACCGCGCGAACAACGACAAACGAUGGAAUGCGAAACCGAAUAGUAAACUCAAGCUGAAUCCGGAUAUUGGAUACUACAGUCUCCACGAUAUUAACAGCUAUCCCUGUGAAAUGGGCGAUGAUGAGAAAGUCCAGGCGGCGAGUUUAUGCGUGGAGAAUGCGCAUGGGCAGAGUAUUUGGAAUGUGCAUCUUCAGCCUUGGAAGACGGAGGAGGAGUUUUGGCUGUUGUACGAGGGACGGUAUGCUAUCUUGCUUGAGAAGGCGCGAUUGUUCUUGAGGUAUCAUACGGCGAGGAUAAAAGCAGAAGGAAGACAACCACCCCGUUCUGCUAUUUUCAUCAGUGCGGGAUUUGAUGCUAGCGAGUGGGAGGGCGCGGGUAUGCAGCGGCAUAAGGUUAAUGUGCCCACGGAGUUUUACGCACGAUUUUCGAGGGACGUGGUGAAGUUGGCUGCUGAACAGGCGACGGGAUGUGAAGGCCGAGUCAUCAGUGUGCUGGAGGGUGGGUAUAGUGAUCGAGCGUUAUGCAGUGGUGUCAUGAGCCACUUAUCCGGACUAUGCGGCCAAUCUCUCGCCGAACCACAGGUCAAACACGCACUCAUGAACGGACUCCGCCUCGACACCGCCUCGAAAUUCCACUACAACCCCUCCUGGUGGUCCGCCCCCAACCUCACCGCCCUCGAACUCAAAGUCCACCCGCCUCCCCCACCCUCCCUCCACGGCGGCAAAAGAGUCCGCACGGGCCCGCAACCCACCUACGCCACCCCCACCGAAUCCUUCGCCUACAAAGUCGUGGACCCGAAUAAGUUCGCCCGCUCCGUGUCAGGCACUAUGCGAGACUCGCCCGCUUUCGCUCGACCGCGAACACCGCCGGCGCCGGAGGUCGAUUGGGUCGUUGCGGUGCAGGAAUUGAGUCGGUUGCUGGUUCCGCUGAACCGGACGACGGGGAGUUGUACGGCGGAGGAGUUGGGGGGUGUGAGGUCGAAGAAGGAGAGGCAGAGUGCUGCGCCGGUUUUGCAGACGACGGGGGGGGAUGAGGAGGUGACGGCGACGACGACGAGGCCGAGGCAGUUGAGGGAGAGGAAGGGGAAGGGGGUGAUGGCUGCUGGUGCUGCUGCUGGGGCGGGGGGGUCGAGUUAUGCGGGGAGUACGCAUAGUGAUGAUGUUGAUCGAGGGGCGUCGCGGAGUGCGAGUCGGGCUAGUAAUGGUAAUGUUAGUCGACGGCAGACCCUUCACGACUUCCCACUCGCUUCGGCCUCUGCUUCUGAGGAGGCGGCUGCUGCGAGUGCAGGGGGAGGGGCGGAGAUGAAACAGCGGAGGAUGAGUAGGCGGUUGAGCGCAGGCAGUACGUUGAGUAGUCUUGAUGGCGGCCUUGAUUUUAUGGGGCAGGAGGUUGAUCGACCGCCUGUGCCGCCUUUACCUGUUUUCAAGACUCCGGUACCACGGGCUUCUGUGGCUGCUGGAGGGGAGAUGCUGGUCAAGAAGACGAGGGCGUCGGGACGGCCGAAGAAGCUUGUGGUGUCGGAUGCGCCUGGGGCGGGUUUGGAGGAGACAGGGGUGGCUAGUGCGACUGUAUCGCCCGCUAAUGUCGUUACAGCACCCGUUUCGGCAUCAACGCAACAUGAACAUCUUCCGUCAUCGAUCGCGGAGGAGUCGCCACCUUCGUCAAGCACCACGACAACGACGAACGGCACCCAGCUCCCUCCUUCAGCAGCGCCAGCCAUGAACCAGACGGCCAAUCAUGACGUCGAUCGUCUGGCUUCGGGUCUGAAGAAGAUAUCGCUGAACGUCGGGACGAGGGAGGAGAGUGAACGGAAAGUUGCUGAGAAAGAGGCUGCGGAACGCCGAGCCAGGGCGCUGAAGGGGGCGGAGACGAGGAGGGUGAAUGCAGCUGCGAAGAAAAUGAAAGCCAUGACGGAUACUGGUGGUGGUAAUGGGGGCGUGAAUGGUGCCGGAUCUACAGCUAAUAAUGAGACGUUGGGGGCUGUCUCCACGACAUCUGGUCUCGCACCAGCGGCAACGCGUACUAAUGGCGACUAUUCAGUGACAGGUCCCGGCCCAGCGUCAGAGCAAAACCUAACGUCGUUGCAAGCUGAGGGAGGAGCCCCUAACAGCAUGACUACCACGGGCUUUGCACCAGAGCCAGGGCUUCAGGGUGUCAGGCCGGACGCGGUACCAAGCAACGGCUUUCUAGCGCAAAGGGGCGCACCAUCUGCUCCCGCGGAUGGCAUUCCCGACGAUCGUGCGAACGGCUUGAAUUACGAGGAGAACUUACCACCCCUUACGGCUGCGUCGGGCAUACAGUAUGGAGAGUUACUGUCUACGAACGAGCUAGACCUAUCCGGUGUGACUGACGGUAUACCCGAGCCAACGACAGCCGUCAAAGCGCCACCUCAGCGUCCCUCUCACGUGGUCGAUGCACUUGAUGCUCAGUACGCGGCACCCACCAACGGCCAUCAUGCCCCUGAACGCCCACCCCCCACUUCCUCAACACCAUCAACCAUGCGCUCGCCUGCAGGCAAACAAACCAAAACAACUCUCCCAAUCUGGAAUAGCACGGGACCCCUCCCCUUUGCUUCCACUUCUCUCACCCGACCCACCAAAGCUGCCACGCCUGGUAAGAGCAAGACCACGUCCAAAAGCACUGCUAAGAGUCCUGCUAAGAGUCCGGUCAAGAGUCCAAAAGGAACUAAACUGGGCCCUGAUGGGAUAGUUGGGAACGAUGGGAAUGGUGUUUCGAAGACGAUGCUCGAGGUCGCUUCUGAUCAUGAAGAGGAGAUUGUUGAGGGGCCGACGCCGGGGGUGGAGGAGGUGGGGGAUAGUGUUUGGGCUGUUCCGGAUACGCCGGUUGUGAGUAGACGGGGUGGGAAGAUGUAG
Messenger RNA from Recurvomyces mirabilis, 3831 nucleotides. It is a transcript of the gene HOS3, whose product is annotated as histone deacetylase. NCBI's taxonomy places the organism in Eukaryota, Fungi, Ascomycota, Dothideomycetes, Mycosphaerellales, Teratosphaeriaceae. The transcript has 2 exons. Bases 1 to 3831 code for a protein of 1276 amino acids. Gene Ontology annotation, molecular function: histone deacetylase activity. Gene Ontology annotation, cellular component: nucleus. The record is from RefSeq and is a predicted model, not a curated record.